ACGCACCCAUUGGUGAUUCCUCUAGCAGCUAGUUGUUAUUGUUCGAAGCAUGUUCGAAGAAAGCCUCAACAAUAGCAGCGGAUGCCAACCAAUGAAGUUGUUUUGAUUCCUGAUGAAAUAUGGUGCAAUGAAAAACCCAUAGAAAUUUCGAGGUGGAUGAUUUACUGUGGUGCAAUAAAGCUCAGGUAUAUAAAGCACAGGAAAGCGACAUUCAAAAAUACUUUACACUAUUCUUAGAAAAACAUCUUGUGGAACUAACUGCUUUUGAAGUAUAAUGGUGAGAGCAAGAGUAGGCAGAAUAGGCCGUGGCAGGGGAGGGCGGCAAUCCAGAGGAGGAAGAAGAAACGGUCGAGGGCGAGGAGGGCUAUCCUCAAAUGCUAGAAAUCCUUCUGAAGCAUCUGAAGAUUCAAAAUGCCUGGCGGACUUUGAAGAUUUGGAUUUUGUUGGAUCUUUCGAUAAAUCUGUCAUAUCUAUAUUCACGAAGCAGUCGAGUUUCAAGCAACACUUCGAUGCACAGAAUUCAAAUAGAGAGCGAUACCUUGCAAUUUUGCUUGUUGUGAGAUCAAAAUCUGUGGAACUGCACGACGGUUCAAAAUGCAAAGCACUGGCAGCUGCUUGGGCCAGACGAGAUUAUCAGUUGGCACAAACGAUGUUGGAUUUCCCCGGGGAACAGUUUGCUUUGAAAGAGGUUUUAAAAGCAGUUUCUAUACUGGAUGCCGGGCGACAAAAACGACAGCAAGAAAAAAUAUUGAGAAGGCUGGAAGCCCAAGGUUGCCGGAAAAAAGGGAAAAUGGCUAAAUUAAAAUCAGUUAUUGCGUCUUUGGCACAAGACAUUCCGCCGGUUGGCUCAUUAAGUGGUGCACUUAUUCGUCACAUCAAGCUCUGGUUUAAAACGAUACCCACUGACAGACUCUCCUUCUUUGCUCAACACUUCCCAAGAGAGCCUUGGAAAAAGUUGGCUGACAUUUGUCAUCUUCAUCCUGAAAACGAUAUUCCACAGUGCCCUUGGUUCUUGCACUUUGUCUUUGGAAAAGAAAUUCCAAAAGAAGAUGAAAAUACACCUACAGAAAUUGUGUCAGAUGACCUUACUUCUGAAAAUAUAUCAAACAAAGUUUUAGAGUUUGAGAUUGACUACAGUGUAGCAAGAAAGUUCAAAGAGCACUUAACAGAUGAAGCAAAAGCUAAAAUAUGUUCAUAUGCACCAUUGAACACAGUCAUAUGGUAUUUUGAAGAGCUUCGCUGCACAGAAAUAGAUGGAAUUUUGAAAAGACGACUUGAAAGUGGGGAAAAAUUGUCUCUUUCUUAUGGGAAACUUAUGGAAAGACUGCAAACAUUUAUGGAAAUAAAAGAGCAGGAAGAGCAGGGGUUCAGCACCAAGGAAUGCAGAACAUCAACAGAAAACAAUGCUGAAUGUCACAAUGCAGAAGCACUAGCCAUUCCAAAAUUGUUACCUUUCAUAGACGACUUGUUUCCCAUUGCUGAAGAACAACUUGGCAAGCUAAAAUUGAAUAUAAAGUCUCCUGUUGUCGUCAUUGGUGAUAAAUCUAGCUCAAUGCAAUCAGCAAUAAGAACAAGCAACAUUAUUGCAAGCCUUUUGUCGAAAGUAGCAAGUGCAGAUCUGGUGUUUUUUGAUGAUUAUAAUGUCAUUCCACCAUUCAUUCCGACAACUGUUGAACAGGUGAUGAAUCUGUCAAGGCUUAUUCAGGCUGAAGAUUGUACCAACCCUGCAGCAUCACUUUAUCCUUAUUAUUUUAACAGGAAGAUCAUAAAAACUUUCAUAAUUGUCACUGAUGAAGGAGAAAAUAGAAAAUGUCAAAGCCAAAACUUUGCACAGCUAUUCAAAGGAUACUACGAAGAAGUUUAUCCUGCUGAUUUGGUCUUCAUUUCAAUCUCUUCUCACUAUUGUCGCCGGCAAAUGAUCAACAGUUUGCGAAAAGAAGCACCACGCAUUAGGCCUUUGUGCUUUGAACUAAUGGAAGAAAGACCAGACCUUACAAAGCUUGACAGUAUCAUUGGAACAUUGUCACUCACAUCAAAUGAUAUAAAAAUUGAAAUUGACACCUUUGAACAACAGAUUAAAGAAAAAGGUUUGAGAAAAAUGCUUGAGUCAGUCAAGAUAUGAUUAACUCACACAGAGAGUUCAAGUUGACAACUCUGACCAGCCAUGAAAAAAAAGCAGUGGAAAUUUUGAACCUGACAGACACGUAUCAGUUACAGAUGCUCCAUUUUGCAAAAUGGAAAUGCCAAAAAAACUAUUAUUAAAUCAUUUUCAAAAAGAAGCCAGAAGACCUUAUUCAUUAAAUAUUUGACUAACAUGACAGAUGUAGAAAAUGAAGCUAAACACAAACAAAGGACAUUUAAUACUCAUAAGAGUGAAAUUUACACAACAAAUUGUUUUAUUGAACUAUACAACCCUAUAAUUGAGUUUUUUAUGCUGCUUGUUGCAUUAAUAUUAUUGUCUUUUUUCUCUCCUGCUCUCCUGGACACAAAGGCAUUAAUUUCAAAUAAAUUUUUAUUACAAAGAGCUUGGUGACAUAUUCCUAUAACAUAUGCCAGGCAGUGCCAAAGUAUCGAAUAAAUUCAUGUUAAAAUGUCAAAAUAUAUUCAUUCUUAAAUUUCACCAAUUCCCAGUGUUAAUCUUUUCUAAAACUUAUUCUUAUGAAAAAGCGUGUAUGGAAAAAUCAGUUUGUGGGCAGGAUAUGCUUGGUAAAGGAGGUCUUUAGGAUAUGAUAAUGUACUAGACUGGAAACUUUGUUUCCUGCCUGGACAAGAUUAUUUUGAAAAUUUGAGACUGUAUGCCUGAAACCAAACAUUCUUAGCUAUUUUAAGGGUUGAUAAUGUUAAAUGUUAUCAUCUGGGGAUUUGCGUGACCAAUAUGUAAAAGCAUGCAGAUGUGUGCGAGGGCCGUAAUUGUGGGUGCACAACAAAGUUUCCAGUCUAGAUGAUGUAUAUGAUAAAAUGACUACACAGCAAGAUCACAAAGAAAAUUGCACAGCAGCCUCAAGAAUGGUUCACAUGUCUCUACCUGAAAUGAAUAAAGUUAAAAAUAUACAAAUGAC
This is a messenger RNA of Rhopilema esculentum, 3059 nucleotides long. RefSeq lists its product as uncharacterized. Lineage: Eukaryota; Metazoa; Cnidaria; Scyphozoa; Rhizostomeae; Rhizostomatidae. The record is from RefSeq and is a predicted model, not a curated record.